Messenger RNA from Diabrotica balteata, 856 nucleotides. The record is from the annotation of a GenBank genome assembly. NCBI's taxonomy places the organism in Eukaryota, Metazoa, Arthropoda, Insecta, Coleoptera, Chrysomelidae.
ACAGACCGAAUUUUCUGUCAUUGGUGUGGGUUAAGGCGACCGAUUUAUAAAAUUAAACUUUAAAAUAGAAAAUUAAUUCCAAAUGGCUUCACAAAAUCUUUAUAUGGCUGUUCGCAGCUUCAGUACUAGUAACACCGCUUCACAAUUAGUUAAAGCCCCACUCCAAAUUUUUGGAAUUGAAGGUAGGUAUGCUUCAGCUCUAUAUUCUGCAGCCAGCAAACAAAAGUCAUUGGAAGGUGUGGAGAAGGACCUUUUGAAGCUUCAGGGUGCUUUAAAAACAGAUGCUAAACUACGAGGAUUUGUAGAAAACCCAACAAUCAAAAGAAGUCUUAAGUCAGAGGCUCUUAAAGCAGUAGCUCAAAAGAUUUCUCUUAAACCAGAAUCUGCUAAUCUUUUGGCAUUGUUGGCUGACAAUGGUCGUCUUAAUAAACUAGAAACAGUUAUUAAUGCAUUCAAGCAAAUUAUGGCAGCACACAGAGGAGAGGUCUCAUGUGAAGUAACCACUGCUAGAGACUUGGACGCUGACCAAAAACAAAAACUUAUGGGUGUAUUGAAGUCCUUCGUCAAGUCAAACCAAACCAUUCAAUUGGCUACAAAAGUCGACCCCAGCAUCAUCGGUGGAAUGAUAGUAAGCAUUGGUGACAGAUACGUAGACAUGUCUGUAGCUAGCAAAAUCAAGAAGUACACAGAAGUUAUAAGUGCAACUGUUUAAUUAUACUAGAGUUUAUUUAAUUUUGUGUAGUUAUUGAAAUAGGAUUUUCAUUUUAUACAUCUUGUUUUUAAGACGAUAUACUACAGUAGUGCUGUAACUUCAUUAAGAAAAUUGAUGUCCGAAAACUACCAAUAAAGUUAUUUC